This is a messenger RNA of Neospora caninum, 636 nucleotides long. RefSeq lists its product as hypothetical. The transcript has a single exon. Bases 1 to 636 code for a protein of 211 amino acids. NCBI's taxonomy places the organism in Eukaryota, Apicomplexa, Conoidasida, Eucoccidiorida, Sarcocystidae. The record is from RefSeq and is a predicted model, not a curated record.
AUGUCACGUUUACACAGCAGCAUGACUUUAAUGUUCAUUAUUCUGGUGACAGGGACUGUCGCUUGUGAAUGGGCCUUUGCAGCCCGCUACUUUUCAGAUGCACAAGAUACCACGGAAUCGGCAUUGGAUACGGGGAACCGGAGGGACGUUGACACGACCCCGCUGUACCUUUCAAAGCGUCCUGAUAAGAAACCCUUCUUAGCCGGCUUGCGGAACAGAGCUUUGGAAUUGAUACGCCUCCGAACAAAUCAGCAUACCGGUGAAAUGGAUCGGACUUCACUGCCGGGGGAACUGUGGUCGGCAGUUCAAUCGAUGGUGCCCCCACGUAACAGGACACCUGGGCAAACGUGGCACCAGAAUAGAAACGCGCCACAGACGGCAGCAAGCCCUGUGGCACCGUCUUCACAGACUGACCUUUUGAAGAAAAUGCUUGGUUCGCGACACAACAAUGCAGACGACCCCGCUCGGCAGAAUGAAGUAGACAAGCUCAUCGCAAACGUUCUUCGCUAUUGCCGAAGCCAUUACAGGCCAGGGGAAGCAUGCCCCCAACUCGCCGCCCUCAGCCACUUUGGCCUGCCUUUGGGCGUCGCCUCUUCGAGAGGGCCGCCCAGGAGGGGUGAACAACUGUUCUUGUGA